GAAAAGCGCAGCAGGUCAGGCAGCAUCCAUAAACUGCCCAUAGUGAUAGGCGCAUUAGUUAACGAUAAAUAUAGGGAAUGGUUCCUCUUUGUAGGGUUGGUGUGCACUUGUUGGGCCGAAGGGCCUGAUUUCACAUUGUAGGAAAUCUAAUCAAGAUAAGUUGCAAGAUUUAAUUGAUUUUGAUUUCAUCCCUGCUCCUCUACCCUUUGCAGUUAUAGCCUCUCAGAACUCGCCCAUCCCACUGCACGCUUAGGCCCAUUCUCACAGUCAGUUGCAACCCCUCACUGUGGUCACAUAAUCAAAAUAUCCUCUAUUUUAGUCCAUGAGAAUUGGUCAUCUUGGUGGGAUGUGAGACACUUACCUUAAAAAAAAAAUGAUUCUGUAUAGGUCAGUCUGCCUGUACAUGUCCCAGUUCCACCUGCUUCGAGACUUUAAAUAAUUUGAAGAGUUUGGUUACUCUUCAAAGCAAUCGGGUUUACUGGCUGUCCUGCAGAAUGAUUCGUUAAAACUUGUUUUUAGGCGUUAUGUUUGCCUGCUCUGCAAGUUUAUUCUGCUUUUCCAUUGAUUGGCUCCGACACAGGAAGUUUCAUCAUGUGUGCUACCAGUGUUCAGGGUUGUUGAGCAUUCAGUUCACCAGCACAGGCACAGCUGUUACUGGCUUCGUUCAGAUAAUUGUAAAAUGCAGCUACGUUUCUGGUGAAGGAUGACUGAGAAUGAAAACAGGCAGCCAGAGGCUACAGGAGGGGGUCUGUAUAGGGAGUAUAUCUCCAACCCAUUGAUGAGUGACACUGCAUCAGACUGGUCCCCACUGCAUGAUGCUGCUAUUCAUGGACGUCUCUGCUCACUCCAACAACUCAUCAGCCAGGGCCAUGGUGUAAAUCUCCUCACAAUGAACCGAGUCUCACCGCUCCAUGAAGCUUGCCUUGGUGGACAUGCUACCUGUGUAAAAUAUCUAUUGGAGCAGGGUGCUAAGGUAAAUGCAGCUACAAUUGACUGGAACACUCCACUCUACAAUGCAUGCUACAGUGGCAGUGAGGCCUGUGUAAACCUGCUCUUACAAAAUGGAGCUGUGCCCCAAGGACAAUGUGCAUUGGCAUCACCCAUCCAUAUAGCAGCAAAGAAAGGGCACACACAGUGCAUGACCAUCUUGUUGAAUCAUGGUGCACUCAUUGACUACAAUGUCACACAUCUGGGGACACCCCUUUACGUAGCCUGUGAAAAUCAGCAGAUGGACUGCGUGAAAACCCUCCUAAACUCAGGUGCCAACGUUAACACGAGCAAAAACCUUGAAUCUCCACUUCAUGUGGCAACCAAGAAUUCGGAUACACAGCUAGUCAAUCUGCUGCUAGAACAUGGGGCAGAUACUGACGCUAAGAAUGCUGAAGGAAAGCGACCUGUGGAACUCGCAUUACCAAACAGUUCUUUAGAAAAAUUACUUCUACAAUGGGAAGGUCCACUGUCCUUGAAACAGCUAUGCCGACUGUACAUCGGAAAGUGUUUGGGUUAUUCUCGGCCUAUUUCCGUUUCCAAGCUACCUAUCCCUCAGCAGCUAAAGGACUUUCUGUGCUACAGAUAAUAGUAUGAGAUUUGCAUAAUUGGACCACAUGUCAGAAACUCAUCCUGCAUCCAGUGUUAGGAGAUGCACCUGUUUAAUUUGAAAUAAUACUUACCAAACUCUCUUUCCAUAACUGCAGCCUGAGACUAUUAGGUUCAGAGGUACGUACAGUACCAGAUUUCAAUCCUGUUAUUCUGUGUGUACUGCUCUUAUUUUAGCAGUACAAUCACUGCCUUAAUUUGCAGAAUUAUUUGUUACUGUUACCAGAGUACCUCAAAGUUUUAUGGGGAGGGAGGAAACUGAUAUAUUGCAAAAACAAAAUGGUUUACAAACGUUCUUAUUUUGCUUGAAAUGUGACCUGUUUUAUAACACUGAGUGGCUUCCUAAGCAUUAUUUUGAUGAAUAGGAAAUGCACGCUUCUUGUGAAUCAAGUUGUACUUUCCCAUACAAGAUUCAGGCAAAACGUACAGUUAUUAAGCUAUUUGAUAAAAAUCCAAGUACCUUUUGGAGGUCAAGUUGGACAGUCUAUAUUUAAAUUCAGAGAAACGUAGUCACUGCUGGUCAGUGUUCCUCUCUACCUGACUCAUCGAUUCUAAUCCUUUACCAUCUCCCCAAUUCCAGUAAUGAUCAGCCAUGCCUGUCCUCUGCCCUCUGUUCCCAGCUGUCACAUACUUAUUCAAUUAUCCUUUUAAUGGUCUGUUUCCCCUCCCCUAAUUCUAGGUACUGAUCUGAGGGCCAGUGUUUGUGUGACAGUAGUUCAAUGCUCAGGAUUACAAUGGCCAGCAGCAUGAUUGUCCAUUUGAGAAUCUGCAGUUUGCCUGCUCCAAUUUCUAGGCCUUUAACUGUAAACCAAUCUCUCGUCUGGACUUCUGUCUGGGACUUAUUGCACGAAUGUUGUAUGACUUUUCCCACAGCCACAGCUAAGCAUAAUUUUGGAGGUAUUCACUUCUGGAGUUAAAGUAUCUUAAAUCUAGAUAGGAAGAAAGACAAAACAGUGUAAACGCUAAGUAAGUUAGGCAAGCUCUGUGAAGUAAGGAAGUUAACAUUUCAGGGUAGCAAGCUGUCACCCUCAGUAUUUUGCUUUGGUUUUCAUUCUUCUGAAACCCUGCUUGGCAUACUUCAAGCCUUGCCACAAAAAUAUUGAGAGAGAUUUUCAUCAUCACUCACUGUAUUGAUGAUAAUUCCUUUCUUGCCCUUCUGGACUACUAUUGUCUUCAAAUCCCCAACAGAUGCGUUUCUUUCUCAAUAGCCUUGGCAUGAGGGGUACGCAAGUGAAUGAAGACAGUCUUCAGGAUUCUAUUAAUCCACAGGACAGAAAGCAGCUCUGAGCUUAAUGUAAAAACAGAAUUAAGUGGUAUUUCUUGGUUCUUAUUGGGUUUGAGAGGAUUAGAUGUAAAAUUGACUUUGGAGAUGGAGGCUGAAGUGCUCUCUGUAAGAAAAUAUUUAAAUAAUGUACAGAAGGGGACAUUCAGCCUCAGCCUGAUCCUUCAAAGUGUAAUGUCAAAUUGAAACCCCUACCUCACCACUUUUCCAUGUCCCUACAAGCAACUUAUCUUUCAACAUAUUAUCUUUUGAAAGCUUCCAAGGAAUCUGCUUACACCAUCCUUUUCAGGCACGCAAAAAGCUGUGCAAAAGCAUUUCUCCUCUAUCAACAUUCUUUUGCCUAUUUACCCAUCAAAUGGCUCACUCCCUUGGGGUCCCAUGCUCUUCUCUGCUCUCAGGAAAAGCAAUUCCAGAUUCUCCAGGCUCUGUACAUAAUGUCCCUCACCUCUGUCACAAUUCUGUAAUGCCCCCUGCAACAUCUCAAAGUGCUUUACCUCUCUUCCAGAGGAUGAUAGACCAAGUAUCCUGCAUGUUGUAUGCUGCUUUCUUAAGUGUUGUCAACUUGCCUGCUAAGAUUUGAGAGCAUUCCCACCCAUCUACUUCUGCUUUUGCAGUCCCUGUUAGUAACUGCACCUGCUUGUCUCCCAAACUGUCUUCGUUCACACUUGUCACAAUUGCUGUGUGUCUUCUCAACUCAAUUUAUGUCCUCCUAAUGUCUGCUACUAUUCUGCUCACAAAUUGCUACACUGUUAAGUUCUAUCAUUAUCAAAGGAGCAGGAGAAUCGACAUUUUGGGCAUAAGCC
Messenger RNA from Chiloscyllium plagiosum (whitespotted bambooshark), 3681 nucleotides. RefSeq names its product ankyrin repeat and SOCS box protein 9-like. Gene Ontology annotation, biological process: intracellular signal transduction; protein ubiquitination; positive regulation of protein catabolic process. Gene Ontology annotation, molecular function: protein binding. The record is from RefSeq and is a predicted model, not a curated record. NCBI's taxonomy places the organism in Eukaryota, Metazoa, Chordata, Chondrichthyes, Orectolobiformes, Hemiscylliidae.